This is a messenger RNA of Vigna radiata var. radiata (mung bean), 1047 nucleotides long. RefSeq lists its product as uncharacterized. Gene Ontology annotation, molecular function: zinc ion binding; nucleic acid binding. Bases 1 to 1047 code for a protein of 348 amino acids. NCBI's taxonomy places the organism in Eukaryota, Viridiplantae, Streptophyta, Magnoliopsida, Fabales, Fabaceae. The transcript has 3 exons. The record is from RefSeq and is a predicted model, not a curated record.
AUGUUCAGAAUGCAACCUGGAGAAUCAAUCUCGGAUGUUCAAAAGCGGUUCACUCACAUAGUGAAUCACUUGACAGGUUUGGGUAAGAUGUUUGAUACUGAUGAAUUAAACGUUAAAGUUCUUAAAUCAUUGGACAGGUCUUGGCAACCAAAGGUAACUGCUAUCUCAGAGUCCCAGAAUCUUUCUCAGAUGAUAAUGCCGAUCUUAUUUGGAAAACUUCGUGAGCACGAACUUGACUUGAGAAGACUCACUGCUGAAGAGGANCAAGGCAAGAGAAAAACUCUAGCGUUCAAGUCUGAGAUAUCCAAAGGGAAAAACUCCAAGAAAAUAGAAGAAGAUGAUUCUGAUGAUGAAGAGAAUAUGAGUUUGAUGAUCAAGAAGUUUGCAAAAUUCAUGAAAGCAAAGGGAAAAGAAAAAUUUCACAAGGAAAGGAAAGAGAAUCAAGAGUCUCCAUCAAAUAUAAAAUGCUUCGGAUGUGGAGAAAGAGGGCAUGUAAAGUCCGAAUGCCCAAGGAACAAGAAAAAUGAUGACAAGAAGGAAAGGAGAUUUCAGAAGAAAAAGAAAGCAUAUAUAGCUUGGGAGGAUAAUGACUCAAGCUCAACAAGUUCGAGUGACACAGAAGAAGAAGCAAACCUAUGUCUUAUGGCAGACUCAGAAGAAACUGGAAGUCAAGAAAAAUCAAAGUCAAAAGGGUCAUUAUGGGGUCGUGUUCUCAUUCACAAAGAUGAUGACCAUCCUGAUAAUGAUGAAGACGAUGAUAUGGAUACUCAUAUGGCUGACCCAGUCAAUGCUGCUGCUCCAUCUGAUGCUGGACCCUCUAACAUACCCUCUUCUUCCUCAAUUUCUAUGGAAUUUGCAAGAUUAUCUAAACAGAUAGAGGAUAUGUCUCUAGCCCAGAAAAAUCAUUUUGAUGACAUUCAUGAGUGGCAAAAAUCUAUGGAUGAGUAUCUUGUUGAUCANUUUCUUGAGCUUGAUGUUCGCAUCCAUAACAUUGAGUCUCAUCUUAAAAUUCCACCCACUGAACGUUCUCCUAGUCCUGAAUUNUAG